This is a messenger RNA of Lindgomyces ingoldianus, 201 nucleotides long. RefSeq lists its product as uncharacterized. The transcript has a single exon. Lineage: Eukaryota; Fungi; Ascomycota; Dothideomycetes; Pleosporales; Lindgomycetaceae. The record is from RefSeq and is a predicted model, not a curated record. The annotation marks the transcript as partial.
AACUACCUUCACAAACGCCAACUGCCCCCAACAACGCUUCCUGAUGGUUGGAGCUACAAGGGAUGUUAUACCGAUGAUGUUGGGACUCGGUCACUAAGGAGCGCGGUCAGCGGUGGGGAUGAUAUGACGGCAGCGGUUUGUAUUGCUUAUUGUGCGGGGAAGGGAUAUAAGCUUGCUGGGACUGAGUAUUCGAAGGAAUGU